GGGAAAGUGGGCUGACCACAGAAAGACAUACAUGAUCUUAGGCCAACUCUUCUAGGGAGCAGCAGUAUCUCACCAGUGUGGUCAUAACCUUUGGAAUGAGGGUGUGAGCGACUGCAAAUCCCUGUCUCCCUUCUCAGUCCAUCCUCCUUGUAACACUGUAUUCAACUCCUCUAGUCUGGCUUUCUCUCUUUCCCUUACUCUCUCUCCCUCAUUGUUUCAGAUUAGGCCAAAUUUGAAGUUCAUUCCAGGGAGUGGCCCUAUUCAUCUUAUUCUCCAGCCAAAGCAGGAACAGUGCGAGAAGGAGAGAGACAUUUUCAGCAGCCAAAGAACUUUGUGGAAAGAGCAGAGCACCGUGGACAAGAUGCUGCUCUUGGGACCCAAGAUGCUGCUGUUUCUCACUUUGCUCAUCAUGCCCUCUGACUGGAUACCCUUCAGGGUCAAUGGUCAGCGAGGAGAUGAUGUGACCCCAGUGACUCCAGAACCAUUCACAGAAGAUCCAAAUCUGGUAAAUGAUCCCUCUACAGAUGAAACAGUUCUGGCUGAUAUCGAGCCUUCCACAGAUGACCUGGCCUCGCCCAAUGACAGAAAUACCACCACAGAGUGCCGAGAUGAGAAAUUUCCUUGCACAAGACUCUACUCUGUGCACCAACCAGUCAAGCAAUGUAUUCAUCAGUUAUGUUUCACCAGUUUGCGGCGUAUGUACAUCAUCAACAAUGAGAUAUGCUCCCGUCUUGUCUGUAAGGAACAUGAAGCUAUGAAAGAUGAGCUUUGCCGACAGAUGGCUGGCCUUCCCCCAAGACGACUCCGUCGCUCCAACUAUUUCCGACUCCCUCCCUGUGAAAAUUUGGAUUUGCAGAGACCUGAUGGUCUGUAAUCAAGGAAGAGGGAAGCAGAAAUAAAAUGUGGUGGGAGGAAGGGAACACUCUAGGAAGAGGGAAUUCCUUCUUGUCCAGGUAACCACUGUCAGAUAACCCAGAUGUUAGUAUUGGUAUUACUUAAACCAAUCCCUUUGCAAUGUUUGGCUUUUGCCUCCACUUUCUGAUUUCUUUCAUUCUUUUUUUUUUUUUUUUUACCUAAACUGAUAACAUUUAUCUCAUUUUUCAGCACUUAAAAAUACAGUCUACAUUAUUGCAUGGUUUUGCUGCUUCCCAAUAUCAUAGUCAUAGUGGAUAAAUGAUGACCACACUGCUCAUAUACAAACAUUAUACAUACAAUUUCAGGGGAAUAUAAGCUUUAGGUUAAUAAUCUUAACCUUUAAGUCUGUGUGAGAUGGAUUGUAGGGUGAAUGAUGCUACCAGUGUCCAUUUUAGCUCUAGAUUAACUCCUCACUUAUCUACAUGUUCCUCUUUACUCUCUUAUUUAACUAUUUU
This is a messenger RNA of Loxodonta africana (African savanna elephant), 1370 nucleotides long. RefSeq names its product microfibril associated protein 5 (gene MFAP5). Gene Ontology annotation, cellular component: microfibril. Bases 362 to 874 code for a protein of 170 amino acids. NCBI's taxonomy places the organism in Eukaryota, Metazoa, Chordata, Mammalia, Proboscidea, Elephantidae. The record is from RefSeq and is a predicted model, not a curated record. The transcript has 10 exons. Gene Ontology annotation, biological process: embryonic eye morphogenesis.